UCUUUAGAAGGUAUUUUUCUUAAUAAUGUACCUACUAUAUUCAACUACUGUGAUAAGGUUACCUUCAAGCCGAGCUGAUGUAUACUGCAUUGUCUGCAAUUGUGUUUGUUGUUUUGCUAGCUGGAAGGGGCUUAAAAUGUUCUCUACUUGCAAAUAGUGAAGACUUUGUUCGACCACGUGAAUAUGAUUCUAAAGGAGAUAUCCCACCUACAUAUAUUGUGAAUCUCGACUUACCACCUCGAGAUAGAUGGACCGAUCUCAUAAAUCAUUUUGAUAGAAAUCAGGUAUUAAAGGUUGUUGAAGAGGCUUUAAAAGCUGUGGAAAAGAAUCCAUAUAUCAGAGAUCUAGCUGUGAAAAUAGCUGCAGAUUUAGAUAGAUUUCUUCCACCGCCAUAUUCGGAUGAGAUACGAGGAAUAAGUGAAGGAUUCCAGAUUGAUCUUGGGCUUGUUGUUUUUGCAAAUAUAUUCUAUGACAUGGAGGCAUAUGCAGGAAGCCCAUUACGCAUGUGUACAUCUAUUGUGACAAUGGAUAGAGAGGGUCAGAUCAUCCAUGGAAGAAAUUUUGACUUUGAUUUUGCGGACAUACUGAGAAAUAUCACGGUUGUUAUGGAAUUUCAAAAAGGUGGCAAGACAUUGUUUUACGGUGUGGGAUUUGCUGGCAUGAUUGGUCCCCAAACUGUUUAUAAACCAGGAGCAUUCACACUUUCAGUUAAUCAAAGGAACACUGGAAAAUGGUGGCUCAAUUUACUGUCUGCAUUGGGAGAAGCAUGGCCAACAGUUUUCUAUAUCAGGGAGGUUUCUGAAAGGUCCAACAACUAUGCUGAAGCACUUGCAAUGACAAAAUCAAUGCGAACUAUCUCACCUAAUUAUUUUAUUUGUGGUGGAAUGAACGCAUAUGAAGGAUUUGUUGGUAUUGGAAAUAGAUGGGGAGCUAAAAUCGAAACAUUCAAUAAUACUUACCAACACAAGUGGUAUUUACUUGAAACGAAUUAUGAUCCGUGGACUAAGCCUCCUGCCAGUGAUGAUCGUAGAAAUGUUGCAAUAAAACUUAUGAACAGUAUUGGACAACAAAAUAUGGAUGUUGAUAAGUUGUACAAUGUUUUGUCUACACCACCAAUAUUGAAUGAUGGAACAACUUUCACCACAUUAAUGAGUGCUCGUAAUUCUUCAGUCUAUCAUACUGUCAUCAGACAUCCCUGAAAAUUUAUACUUUCUGUGAACGUUCUAAAAAUUUCCAAUUAGAGAGCAUCAGCCACUUUCAUUCGAAAUGUCUCUCAGUCUUAACCAUCAUUCACAAACAUUUUAAAUAUAGGUCAUUGCAGUAUAUUUUUAAACAUUAAUUUGAAGUUAAGUAGGAAUAGCUAAAAGUAAGGAAUAUCAUCUCAUUUUAUCACUUCAUCAAGCAUUUUUAUCAGGUUACUUUUAUCCUAUAAUGUUUUGCAUUUGAGAAUCGAGUAGUAAUUGUCAUAUCAUUUUUGCAUAAUACGCCCAUUUGAUUACUGACUGCCUGUGACCUUCACCUCUUCAAAGCCUAAAGAUUAGAAAUUUUUUUAGUGUAUUUUUCUGAUAGAAAACGGAUGUCUUAAUUUAUUUAAUUUUGUUAGUGCAAUAUUAGAGUUAAUUUUUACCUCACCUCUCAUUGUGAGCGUUUAGCACAUGAUACAGAAAACUCCAGCAUUUCCAAUGUGGUCUGAACUGCUGCUGCAGGGUCAAAAAUUACCUCCUAAUGUAUUCACAAAGAAGUUGUUGCCAAUUGAGGAAACUAUAUUCUAUUGAUAAAUACAGCAGAUUUUAUGAAGUUGUAAUUGCAAAUAGGUGCUGCUUCCCAAGUCUUAAAAGCAUUAUAAUCUUGUGUGUGCAAUUGUAGAUGAAUCCAUUACAACAGUGGAUCUGAAAUUCUGUCAAAAUAUGUUGCAUUCCUAUAUUUUUUGUUAAUUUAGAAAGCUCUAUUAGAGUUGUGUGUUUUGCAUUUCUCAUAAUAUUUGUGCUCAAAUCAUAUUUGUAGAGAAGUGCAUUUGCCAACAUGCAAUAUUUCGAUUUACACUACAUCAAUUAUGUACUUCAUUAAAUGCAAACUGAGAAGGAUACACCGUACUUCAAUUAAGGAUUGCCGAAUGAAACAAUUUCACAAAUAAUCCCAUUGCAAAUAAAUCCUGCUUAUUUGAUUUAUUGGAUAAAUAUUUUAAUAUCUGCUCGUAACGAGACACAUUUUUUUUCCGAAUUUAACUGUAAUUCAAAAUACACAAAAUGUCUCUUGUCUUCAUGAAGUUAGUUCAAACACAUUUUUUGCACAAAAAUUUUCCUUUACAGAUGUUCUGAUACAUAACAUAUUAUCAAUACACUAUGCACUUGUUUUUAGCCUGGAAAACUUUCUUUAGUAUAUAAUUCUCGUUAUUAGUGAUUUGUUCUUUCGCCUCCAUAUAGUUAUAAUUAAAUAAUAAACAUUAUUUCAUGUAAAA
This is a messenger RNA of Styela clava, 2458 nucleotides long. Its product is annotated as N-acylethanolamine-hydrolyzing acid amidase-like. Gene Ontology annotation, molecular function: fatty acid amide hydrolase activity. NCBI's taxonomy places the organism in Eukaryota, Metazoa, Chordata, Ascidiacea, Stolidobranchia, Styelidae. Gene Ontology annotation, biological process: fatty acid metabolic process. Gene Ontology annotation, cellular component: lysosome. The record is from RefSeq and is a predicted model, not a curated record.